This is a messenger RNA of Psilocybe cubensis, 3147 nucleotides long. RefSeq lists its product as uncharacterized. The coding region runs from base 1 to 3147 and encodes 1048 amino acids. The record is from RefSeq and is a predicted model, not a curated record. The transcript has 10 exons. Lineage: Eukaryota; Fungi; Basidiomycota; Agaricomycetes; Agaricales; Agrocybaceae.
AUGAGCAGCGCACCGUCUACCCCGGCGGGAAAGUCACGAUGGGGGCGCAUGGGAGGGGUCAUGCGUCGUGCAUCAACUGUGCUUGCGAUCUCUCGUCCUGGUACACCCUCUGAGGGUGUUGGCAGAGACAGCGACUCUGUUUCCCUCAGACGUUCAACUUCCAGGGAAAUUGUUCCUCAGCCCAUUACAUUAUCCCCUCCACCUCCGGGUGUCCAGCAAAAACUACCCACCCCCAUUGCAGAAAGCCCAGCAAGAGAGGCCGCUGCGACAACGGAACCAGAGCCUGCCGUUGGACCUUCGCCUCUAGCUCAACAGACUGUCGCGCCUGUAGUCACAGAGGAACCUGUCGAGAUGGCCGCUCCACCACCUGCUAAAGCUCCUGAAGAAGAACAGACGAGCCCAACUGGAUACAUCCCUCCCCCGGUCAUCGAUUCUACCGCUGGAAACCCUGGAGCAUUCACCGACAUCACAGAAUCACUUCCUCAAGCCGACGUCGUCAAAGAUCCUUUCGCACCUAGCCCUCCCAGCCAGCCAGCUCCUGUUGCGGAGGUUGCACAAGUUGUCGAGGAGCUUCCUGUGGCUCCUGUUGCAGAGGCUAGAGAGGUUGUGGAUGAGGUUCCAGCGGCCUCAACUCCGGAGGUCGCUCCCGUCGCCGAGGUAGUACCAGCUGUUGAACCUUCUGUCCCAGUCGAGGUUCCGCUUCCCCUAGCUGAAUCUCCUGCUCCAAUUAAGGAAGAAGAUGCACCGGAACCCGUUCAACCUACAGAGGCCAGCCACUCGUAUUUUGACAAACCGAUAGUGGAGAGCAUCCUAGACUUUGAGGUUGAGCCAUCCGUGGCGGAGCCUGUAGCAGACCAGGGUGAAGCAGCUCAGUAUAACAGUGGUCCUGGCAUGCCUGUUGCAGAGCCAUCUGUUGAAGUCGAGCCUCCAACCGAUUUGUCCCGCCAAGAACCAUCGGUCCCGACUUUCGUACCAGAUCAUCCUCCUGAACCGGAGCCGGUCACUCCAAUCCAUGAUGAGGCGGCCGUUCCUGUACCAGAGGUUGUUCAUGAAGCUGAGGAUACUGCACAAUCGCAACCAGAGCCCGAACGACAAGUUGUGGCCGAAAUUCUUGCGCCAACACCUACCGUUCCUGUCUAUCACGAUUCGCUUCCGUCGUAUAUGACCAUGGAUGAUGGACAUGCUGUAUGGGGUGGAGAUGUUAUGCAAUCUCAACCAGUGCAACAAGCACCAGACUUUCCUCAACCACAGCAGCAUGAGGAUGCGCCACCAGCUCGUAGCUCAGUGACCCCUAUCCCAAUUCCUGUUGUUCACGAGGCAGAAAGUAUCAGUCGACAGUCGAGCAUAGAAAUGCCCAACCCUCAUCCCGAACCUGAAUACACCGAUCCAUUCGCCGACCCAAUUCCUGCAAUUGUAGCUACAGACACUACUUUGGGUGAUGCUGUCCAUGAACCAUUGAUACCCGAGACGCAUCCUCAAAUGCCAGUUCCUUCUCAUGAAGACGUCAAAGGCACCAUUGUUAUGCCUUUACCGCCAUUCAACGAGGUCAUACCCUCAAGCGAGCGUCUUCCGCUUCUUUCGCGCCCUGUAUCUCCUAGCAAGAAGGUCCAUAGUCACAAUGGGGGCGCACACACUCAUCUUCAUACAUCUGGCGCAUUCACCCCCGCCAAUCACGCAUCGAUUUCUCCUCUUGCAGCACCAUCGACGUCAUGGGACCUCAUCAACAGCAGUAAACGCAACUAUGGCGCAUGUGACCAACUCAAGUUGCACGAGCUCGGCUGGCUGGAGUAUAGUCUCCCAGAUGGGACAGUUUACUACGUACACCCUACCCGCAAGGUGACAACGGAUGUGAACCUGCGCUCUGAAACCCUGUUGGAGGCAGUUGAGCUGUGGUUGGACGAAAGGAAAGGCCGGGAUGGUGAUAACGAAAACCUUGCUGGCAUCGAGGCAUGGUUGCGAGAAGUCAAGAACGUUGGCAAGAAGAAAACGGGUGGCGUGCAAGUUCAAGCCCCUGUUCGCAAAUCUGGUGCCUCUGGAAAGGGGAAAGGAGGUUCACUGACCUUCUACUUCGAGAGGUAUUGGGUGGAUCAUAAUGUGCGAACUGUGGUGAAAGACGACGCAGAAGAUCACCAUUUACAUACUGUUGGGCACGUACACGGAAAAGGCAAAAAGCAUACGAGUUCUUCAUCGAAGGCAACUCACGAAGAUCAACUUGACCUCGAAUAUCGUUUCUGGUCUUUCAUGGAGGUGUAUCCCGCUCAUUGCUCAUUGCCUAUCAAUUCCAAAAAAGAAGCUAUGGACAUACUGACCUGGGCAUGGACUGAUCGUCUCCUUCCUUCAGCGGCUCGUGCCAUUCCCUCGCCUUUCAAACAAGAAGAAUGUCAAGAAUUGAUGAACCUUCUCAAGUCUUUUGGACAUGAUCACCACGGCGAUAACGGCAUACAAACCCGCGUCGUCGCAAGGAUUCUCCUUCGCGUUGCUCAAUGGCGUCAAACCUACUUCCGGCCCAACAAGCCCCUGCCAACGGAUGUCAGUAAAGGACCCCAACUUGCGCCGCCUCCUCGUCGCCCCUUCACCAGGGCCCUUUUCGACUUCGUUGUCUCGUGUUUAUGUCUGGGAAUACCGUACCUAUUCAUUGAAAGGGCGCGUCUCUCGGCUCGCAUUGACGAGGAGUCUGGAAUGAUGCGUAGCGCGAGUCCGAUGGUUCUCAUUGGAGCAUGUACAUGCCUUGUGGCUGCGAUUGUCUUGAGCGCGUCGGUAACCUUCCUCUCUUUGCCAGGCUUGGACUCUUGGGCGCGGACUGCGGGCAUGGUUGCCGUUCUCUUCGCAACGUUCACGAUGGUGGCCACGGCUGUGGCUGUCCUCAGGCAUAAAGCGGAUCUGGAACGCCCACCGAGUGUAGGAAUCGAAGGCUUUAUGAUUAUCUCGAGGAGAUCUGUGGCUAUAUCCCUUCCAGUCGUCUUUUUGGCAUAUUCUAUCAUUGCAUUCAUCACUGCGAUCGUCCUCUACACAUUACGUGGCGCGGCGGUAACAGAUCCUUCCUCGCACAAACAUGCUUUCGAGGAUUAUACGAGGUGGACGGUAGUCGGCCUCGUCGGCACACUUGCAGGCAUUGUGACAAUUUCGAUGAUCAUCUUCCGCAAGUGA